UGUUUUGAAGAUUUCAAAUUGUGUCAAGGCGUGAUGCGAGGCUGUUAAACUUUUAUCUUCUGGUGAGAAUUUUCUAGUACGCUUUUAAUACAUCUAAGCUCAGUGAACUAGAGUAGACGAGUGGCCCGAAGUGGCAGGAGGGUUAUCGAAGGCCCGAGACUGACGGACGGACGGUUAAGCUUUUUGAAGUCUUCAAAAUGGAGGAGGAGGAGGAGAAGUGGCAUGAAGGUCCAACUGUGGAAGAUGUCCUUUCCUCAGUGCUCAAGAGUAAGAGCAAGUUUGGGAAAAUCAAGUUAUCACUGCCUCCACGUCCACCACGGAGAACAACUCCUCAGGUCAAAGAUACAUCUGGGGAUGACCUGCCAAAGGCAAAAACAGAAGAACUUCAUUCUCUACUACAUGGGAAGGACAAGACAGGUUUUGAUGAAGGCAGCAGUGCUCAGGUGAAUACAGGAGAAUUAAAUUCAAAAGAAAUCUCUGGAAGAGUCUCACCCCAGAACAGAGAGAAGUUAAAUCCCAAUAACUAUGGUAGACACCAUUUAUCAGUGUCCUCAAGCAAAAUUUUGCGCUCUGUUUCUACCCCAGAAAUGAGGGACAAAUAUAUUUUCAAAGCUGCAACUGGAGUGACAACUGCAGAAAUGGUGAAGCCUGUUGCAAGUAGACAAAUGAACUUCUCUGAAAUGCCCCAGAGUAAACAUGCAAAUAAAGAAAAUACUAACCCAAUCUUCAGUUCUCAAACUCUGGAGGGAAAAUGUAGCAAUACUUUAGAAUCAGUGUUCAAGAACCAACAGAUAAAAUCAUCAGAAAGAGGUAUACAAAACACAAAAUACCAAAGUUUGCUUGCAGGAGAUUUUAAUCUGGGAGGAGCAAAAGCUGCUAACGAGUAUAGUUAUGAAGUUAGCAACACAGGAGACACAGUGAAGGCAUUGCUGGAAAGGGACAUUUUAUCUAAUACACCUCUUGUUUCUCAGAAGGAACAAAUGAAAAGUGAUCACUUCUUAAAAAGCAUUGAUACAAAAGUUGUUAAAAAUUCUGAUCACUUGAAUCUCUCACAGAAGUCUUUAUUUGCAAAAUGCAGUCAAACACCAAAUCAAAAAAACAUUCCACAGACCAGCUUGCCACUGUCUGCUUCACACUCAAAGGUUUCUCCGGAUCCUGCCAUUGGACAUGUGACACAGAGUUCAGCUCCAUCCCAAAAAGCUUAUUUAAUGUCAAGCAUAACAGGAACACCUAGACCAUUACCUUCUACAGGAUUUAGUGAAUUAUCUCAGAAGUCAGAAGCUCCGCAAAAUAAGGAAGUGCCAGUAGGUCCCCACAGGAAUGUAAGCAAUGAAGAGAUCAGCACACGUGCAGGAUCAGCGAAAGAUGGUACUGAUUCAGCGCAUCCAAAGCAUUCCUCAACAGUGCCACAUCAGAGUGGUGUUUCCCAGGUGCACCAUAAUGCAGCUCAGUCUGUACUGUCAUCUCAUUCCAGUACUGCUGAUGAGUACAGACAGUCAAAAAUAUCAAAAGUUCCACAGACCAGCCAACCAAUGCCUCAAGGAAUCACCACUAAGAAUAAAAGUCCCUCUGCCACUGUAGAGAUGAAGUCCAAAGAAACACCAGUCAUCAAUAGAACACAGCCUAGGCAGUUCCAGACUCCAUCAGGCCAGAUGCUCAGAGCAAUGCCUCCAACUCCCUCAAGCAAGCAAAAGCUGCAGCACAUGGAUCACAUUGUCGUCAAUAAUCAGGAAUAUCUGAAACUUGGGAUUGUUGGGCGAGGCGGAUCCAGCAAAGUGUAUGAGGUACUGGAUCUUGACACACGUAGAGUGAAGGCAAUUAAAGUUGUUGAACUUGAGGGUGUAGAUGAAGCCACUCUUCAUUCUUAUAAGAAUGAAAUAGACAUACUUCACAGACUGCAGUGGUCCGAUAAGGUUAUUCAGCUGUAUGACUUUGAACUUAGUGAUAUUUACCUGAAACUAGUUAUGGAAAAAGGAAACAGGGACCUGUCAUCUAUCUUGAAUAGUGCUCGAGGUAAAAAUGCCAAACCGAUCUCACCAUUUACAAUCCAACAUUACUGGCAGGGCAUGCUGUUGGCUGUACAGGCAAUCCACCAGGAAGGUAUCAUUCACUCGGAUCUUAAGCCUGCCAACUUUCUGCUUGUAAAUGAGACUGUAAAGCUGAUUGACUUUGGUAUUGCAUCCUCCAUUCAGCAAGACAUGACUAGUGUGAUCAAGGAUAGUCAGGCUGGAACCUUUAAUUAUAUGAGCCCAGAAUCUUUGUGGUUGGGCUGUCAGGCUCCAUUUAUCUAUGGUCGUUCUAGGGGGACCCGUCAACAGCAUAUAAGCAACCCCCUUCAAAAGCUGUCUGCAAUCUCUGAUCCUAAUACUAAAAUAAACUUCCCCGAAAUUGAGAAUAAACUCUUGUUAGAGGUGUUGCAGCUGUGCUUGCAAUUUGAUCAGCGAAAACGUCCUAGCAUCUCUGAGUUGUUAGAACACCCAUAUCUAACAGCCAAGCCAGGGGGAAAAGGGGAAAAUCCAGAAAGGGAAAACCCGGGCCCCCCAAAUUCCUUUCCCCAGCGCUGUCGCAGUCACCCCAAAUUAGCUUAA
Molecule: messenger RNA, 2588 nt
Organism: Penaeus chinensis
Lineage: Eukaryota; Metazoa; Arthropoda; Malacostraca; Decapoda; Penaeidae
Gene: Mps1
Product: serine/threonine-protein kinase mph1-like
Exons: 9
Coding region: 198-2588 (796 amino acids)
Biological process (GO): mitotic spindle assembly checkpoint signaling; protein localization to kinetochore; chromosome segregation
Cellular component (GO): nucleus; kinetochore; spindle
Molecular function (GO): ATP binding; protein serine/threonine/tyrosine kinase activity; protein serine/threonine kinase activity
Source: RefSeq, a predicted model, not a curated record